Molecule: messenger RNA, 1443 nt
Organism: Centruroides sculpturatus (bark scorpion)
Lineage: Eukaryota; Metazoa; Arthropoda; Arachnida; Scorpiones; Buthidae
Product: ras-related protein Rab-18-like
Exons: 7
Coding region: 120-743 (207 amino acids)
Molecular function (GO): GTP binding; GTPase activity
Source: RefSeq, a predicted model, not a curated record
UUCGUCCGUCAGAUGACGUUAGGUGACGUCAUUCGUAACGCAGUUUGUGAAAUUCGCAAAAUUAGGAAAUUGUGCUUUACUUCGUUUGUUGUAAUUUGAAAGAAGAAAUUAAUAUACAAAUGGAGGAAGACGCAGUUUUAACAACCCUAAAAAUUCUAAUUAUUGGAGAAAGCGAUGUAGGAAAAUCCAGUUUGUUGCUGAGGUUCACAGAUGAUGUUUUUGAUGCAGGAUUAGCUGCAACAAUAGGUGUUGAUUUUAAAGUUAAAGUAAUUACUGUUGAUGGGAAUACAGCAAAGUUAGCUAUUUGGGAUACUGCUGGAUCAGAGAGGUUUAGAACACUUACACCCAGUUAUUAUAGAGGGGCACAAGGUGCAAUUUUAGUUUAUGAUGUGACUAAUAGAGCAAGUUUUGUAAAAUUGGACCAAUGGCUAAAUGAAUUAGAAACUUAUUCUACAAGAAGUGGUAUUGUAAAAAUGCUUGUUGGGAACAAGAUUGAUAAGGAAAAUCAAGUAGUUAGUCGUGAAGAAGGAAUGAAAUAUGCCAGAAAACAUUCCAUGUUGUUUAUAGAAGCAAGUGCAAAAACUAAAGAUGGUGUUCAGUGUGCAUUCGAAGAAUUGGUUGAAAAGAUUCUUCAAACUCCAGGCCUGUGGGAAACUAAUAGAUCGGAAGGUCUUAGAUUGGAUGAAGAUACAAGCAAAAUUGAGGAUAAAGCAGGAUGUUCAAAUUAUUAUUGUGUAAUCUAGAAGUUUUGUAUUUUAUAAUUUGUAAAUAUGUUAAAACAGCCAAAAACAAGGAUAUAAGCACUAUAACUAUCAAGUUUCUAGUGCUAUGGAAACCAAAAAACUUUGCCAACUGAAGAUUUUAAUGCAUAUAUCAGGGUUGGAAAAUUUUAUUCCAUGCCUACAAUAUCAUAUUUCUGAAAAGAAUAAGUUUUACUCUAAUGGAAUUUAUUCACAUUUUAUAUUAAUUGAUAAAUUUGUGAUUAGUUUGCAUAUUUACUGUGUUAACAUCUGUAAAUAUUUAUAAUUAUAUUUAAUUUUAUGUUUAAUAUUAUUUUGAAAUCUAUCCAUUUUGCAAUCAUAUAUUCAUAAAUUCAAGAAUUCAAUUUUAUUAUAACAUUUAUUUCCUAUUUUUAUAUAACUGAAAUAAAUCAUACUGUAUAAAACUUGUAGAAAUCUAAAAUUAUAUUAUUCCUAAUUAGCAAACAUAUUUUAUAAGUGUAAAUAUUGUUACGCACAGUUAUAUUUUCAAAAAAUUCAAAUAUAUAGAAACAUGUAAAAAUCUAAAAAAAUUAAAAUUAAUUUAAGUAAAUUAUCUUGUUCAUUUCAAAUUGAUUUUUAUGAUUUGUCAAUAAGAGGGAAAAUUUUCUUGUUGGUGUUCUCAUAAUUUAUUUGAUUGUAGAAAAUGUUUUGAAUAAUUAAUAAAGUAUUUAUACAUCAAAAA